AGCAAAACGAACAACAUCACAAUUGACAACAUGGCGAUGUCCUCGCGCGUGGUAUGCAUGUGCCGUUUGACAGGCCGAUCUUUAGGGACUGUACUCAGUCACAGCCGUGCUAAAGACCUCACAGCCCGGAGAUGGUACAUUACCGCCAGUGCGGGUAACGAGCUACAGUUUAAGCUUGAUGAGCGGACAGCCCAUAGCAGUCUGGACCUUUUUAAGAAGGACACAGGUGUGAUUUAUCGAAUGCUAGGCCUGGACCCCUCCCUUGUGCAGGACACCCCUCUCAGGUUCCGGGACUGGGCUGUGGUUCUUGCAGACACCCAGAUUGACUCUGGACGGCACUACUGGGAGGUCACAGUUGAGAAGUCCCAUGAGUUUCGGGUGGGAGUGGCUGAGGUGUCGACAUCCCGCGAUGAAUGCGUAGGCACAAAUUCCACUUCCUGGGUGUUUGCUUUUGUCCAGAGGAAGUGGUUUGCUAUGACCACCGGUAAGCAGGUCCCAGUGCCGCUGGUGGGGAAACCCGAUCGGGUCGGGCUCUUACUGGACUAUGAAGCUGGACGGCUCAGUCUUGUGGACACUCAGAAAGCUGAAGUGGUACACACUAUAAAAACACAGUUCCGCUCCCCCAUCUCUCCUGCAUUUGCACUCUGGGAUGGGGAGCUACUAACACACUCGGGACUUGAGAUCCCAACAGGGCUUCAGUGACACACACUUGCUCAUUCACACAUGGAUGAUACAUGCCUCUUGAUGGAUAGAGAGGGUGGAGUAAGGGCCGUAUGGAAACACUAAGAAAGCCAGUGGGAUGGGAACAGCCCUUUAGAGCCCUUUUUCAUUACUGUUCUAAACUAUUUGAACUAAGCUGUGUUAUUUACCAAGAUCUGUCUGAUUGUUCCUCUGGUGAAAACAUCCAACAUUACUGAUUGUGAUAAUGCAGAUGAACUUAUGUAUCUGUACAAACACAAAUAAGAAUACUUGAUACUCUUAAGUUUAUUUGUCAUUUCUCAUCGGUGCUCUAGUAUAGUCUGUUGGAUUCAGCUAUAUGAGAGAUGUUUUUCAAUAAAAAGACACUCUUUACCAGUGAUAAACCUUUA
This is a messenger RNA of Myxocyprinus asiaticus (Chinese sucker), 1088 nucleotides long. Its product is annotated as SPRY domain-containing protein 4-like. Gene Ontology annotation, molecular function: protein binding. Lineage: Eukaryota; Metazoa; Chordata; Actinopteri; Cypriniformes; Catostomidae. The transcript is spliced from 2 exons. Bases 31 to 702 code for a protein of 223 amino acids. The record is from RefSeq and is a predicted model, not a curated record.